CCUGAUAUAAGUCACUAUUAAAAUAAUAGGUAUACGUUAAACACUUGGUAUAUUGUGGACUCGAGUGAGAAAAGAGUGGGGGUCCGUGCGUUUUACGUCAGCAAAAACACCGCGCCACUGAAAGUUGUGGGUUGGUCCCCUUGCGCCUAUAUUCCCAUCAAUUGCUUGCACCUUUUCUUGAACUUGCAGUAUCUUCUUCUACUGCAAUCAGCAAUCAGGAAAUCGUUGGUUUGUUAGCUUCUUUCGCAGGUCCAAGUCGCACUAUUAUGGAUAUCGACAAUCCACCACCGCAGGAUCUUGACUCAGUUGAUCCCGCCCAGUCACUGCGCGCAGCCGCUUUGCUUUCAAGAAAGCGCCGUAAAGUGGCUGUCGAACAACCGCCGGUACCGCCUCAGCGUCCUCUGGUCGAGCAGACUCUGCACUUAGAUUACGGUCAAGAAGAUACUGCCACUUACUCAGCGCCUUCUGUAAAUUUUCCCGCGACAGAAACAAGGAUUCCAUCGACAUCAGAGGAGGUCCCUAAUCCGAUACCAGAAAUUGAAGAUGGUCAGAUCCGAGAGGAAGGUGAAAUCAGCGAUACGGAGGAAGCCGCCCCACCGCCAAGGCCUACGUCCCCGCCUCCAAAAUUUCGGAGGCUCGAAACUUCCUCGAAGGACACCAUCGCUUCCAAGCCUGUUCCUACCUCUCCAGUCGAGUCAAAUAUUAGGCAUAGGCCUUCACCUCGUCUCGAUUCUCCUUUCAUGUCAAAAUCUGCCUUCGAAUCAGAAAUUUACCAGUCGCCACCACCAGCUUUCCUGCAACCAUUUAUUCUCGAAACAUCCACGUAUAGACUUGACCCGGAUCAUGUCAGGCCAGGGCUGGCCAUGACGGAGGAUCAGUAUAAUACCGCAAAAGACAUCGUUUUGGAUCUACUUGGUUGGGGUGUUCCCCCCGAGUACCUCAUCGAUUGUGGCCUUAGCCGUCACGUUGUGUUCUACGUUUUCACCGAACUUAAUUUGCGGAUGCCCACAAACUUGGAUACCAAUGGUCUCAUCCCAUACCCUACGCCUGAAAUGCUGUCCUCUAUUCCCGCCUCACCUUCGCAAUCAAUUCGUUCCUCCUCAUCAGCGAUGCCGCCGCCGCCGACAAUCCCUUCUCACAAAGAGUUGACUAGCCCGGUUGCGGCUGCCUCUGAUCACUCACGUGGCAGACGCGUUACUCGUCUUGGCUUACGUAUAUCGUCAGGGGGUGAGCCCACUGUCAUGAAGGUGGAGCCCACAUCCCCAUCAGCAGUUGACUCAUCGUCUUCUCGUUCUCUUCACAUGAUCGAACAGCAACGACGACAAGAGUUACUUGCUCGGAAAGCUGUUUUCGCUUCUCGCAAGGCCAAGCAGUCCGAUUCCCCUGGCGGUUCAUCUUCGAGGGACAGGGACGUUGAAAUGUCUUAUGUUGCUCCAACCGAGAUUGUCGAAGAUUUUUUAAAGAGUAUUCCCGCCGUGGACAGCGAAACUGCAGAAAAUGGUAGUAAUUCUCCAUCCUUGCGUCCAGCGCGGUACUCCAGCCCUGAAAACAUGGAAGUUGAUCAGGCGUUCCUAGGUCUUGUCACGCCGCAAUCGACCUCUUCUGCGGAACCAUCUGCUUUCUAUUCAGCUGACUCAGAAAUGUCUGGAGCAGGUGAUACUAUUUCGCCGGUGACUGAUGCUCCACCUUUGUCCGGCAGUUCCACUGCACCAUCCUCUGAUACGUAUUCUGGCGCAUCUUCAUCCACUGCACCGGUUGACUACUCUAAUUCCACCACUCCAAUACUCGCACCUGCUACUCCAGGUCAUGACACCAACGGCCUGCAACGAAGGGGCACUAAGCGACCAGUCGCUGCAGACUUCGUUGAUUUUGACCAUGGUCCUGGUACUUCCAGAGCUUCUGGCAACGGUUAUUCGAGUAAUGGCUACACGCAUCCUAAUCUACUUCGACGGAAUACAGGGAGUUUUGCGGGAGUGAGUGGCAUGCGCCGAUGUGUCAUCGAACUCAGCGAUAGCGAGGAUGAUGGAGAUGGCGAAGGGACUGGUGAUACUGGUCCAUACGACGGCCCAUCAUCAUACUCGCCGAUGAUCUUUGCGCGUCCCCCACGUUUUAGUGGAAAUGGGACGCCAAUUUCGUCCAACAGUUUCGCUAACGGCGAAGGGCGUUCGACUCCCGUAAAUCUACACCUAACCAACUCCAACGCUUCGGGUAUGUCGCCUGCUGCUCUCGCUGAGAAAGAGGAGGAGAUCAAAAAGAUGCGCCAAAUGAUUGCUCAGCGAGAAGAGCUUCGGCAGAAAAAACUUGCCGCUAUGUCGGGGAAAGGAACGCCGGCGAUCCAACCUACACCCGCAGGGCCUGUCACAGCCGAUCCUGCUGUACCUUCUUCGAGCACCGUCGUGAUUAGGUCAGAAGAUGGUUCCGGAGCGCCCAUCAACCAGGAGGACACCGCCACGCCCCUUCAUAAUGGCCGCGUUGGGGGUGCGCAGUUAUCCGAAGCUACUGAAGAUGCUGUUAUAGCAGAUACUCAAGAUCACACUGAACCGACGACAGUCAUCCAAGAAAGCACCGAUAUUCGUGUGGUCAUUUCCGCUGAGGAAGUUGCUCCUGUUGGCACCAGCGGCGAAAUAACCUCAACCAAGCACACCAUGGGGGGUGUAGGAUUCGAGCCAAUCACUAAUGAUGGCACCGUCGACGAAGACCAAGCACUAACAGAGGAAGCACGUUCCGAAAAAUGGGAAUCUGUAAGCGCAACGUUUCAUGAAACUGCUGGCGUGUUUGAUGGCCUACCGUCGUCAAAGGUCCCGAAGAAGGAAUCGCAAGAUUCUCAAACGAGCUUUCCGUAUUAUGAUUCGCCAUUCUCGACCUACCCUCUGCUUCUCUCCCAAUUACGUGCAACGCCUUUUGAUGAUGCCGAUUCUUGUCAAGAUCCUCGGCGAACUGCCACUCAUUCAUCCAGAUCAUCAUCGCGAGCCAGUGCGAGCUAUGCACCUAAUUUAUCAUCGCCCUCAUCACGCGCUUCGCUUAUCUACUGUGCACCAUCAUUAUCUCAUUCAUGUUCGACUGUUUUUGUUCCAGAUCUCAAGCCUUUGAAGCUUGCAACGUUGCAGCGCGCCCUUGGUCAAGUCAGUGCUAGCGACUCGGGUCUUCGGGUAUGUCAGUACGAAGUGCCUGGUGGAGGUGUUUGUCGCGACAAAGACUGUAACGAUCUGCAUCUGAGCCGACUCGCGAGCGAGCCGAGUGACGCAGACGUAGCGGCGUACGUGCACGGAAUAUUGCCGCAACCUUGGCGUAGUCGGUGCGACGUACGAGCUAUCGAAAUUGCCCUUGAACGGGUUCGGCUCGGUAGCAGCACCAGAAAUAUUGACGAGCGUGUCAGAAGCGCGCUAUCAGGACUUGGCAUUCCGGCCGUUCCAUCAACAAGGUCGUGACACGUUCCAACCAUCAGUAUGUGACCGACAAUGCGGCCCGACCUCGACAGAUGAUGAAGACCGUGAAACUUAAAGAGACCAUUGUCCAAGAUGAUUCGAAUGUCAAAAUUGUACAGGGCAAAGGACAAGAGCGCUUAGCGCCACAGGGGCAUGGGCUUCUGAUGGUACUUGGAUUGAGGCUUGGACAUAGGAUUAUGAUAUAAUCAAAGUAUUUGGUUGUCACGUCAGAGGGGUUGUGAUUGGAUGAUGCGGAGAGUGAAUUUUGUGACACGAGGUUUGACAUGUUUUACUAAAAUGGAUAAGUUUGAGAUUGCCACGAGGUAAUCAUUUCUAUAAAA
Molecule: messenger RNA, 3766 nt
Organism: Suillus subaureus
Lineage: Eukaryota; Fungi; Basidiomycota; Agaricomycetes; Boletales; Suillaceae
Exons: 9
Coding region: 267-3428 (1053 amino acids)
Source: RefSeq, a predicted model, not a curated record